Messenger RNA from Naegleria gruberi, 3921 nucleotides. RefSeq lists its product as uncharacterized. The transcript is spliced from 4 exons. NCBI's taxonomy places the organism in Eukaryota, Heterolobosea, Eutetramitea, Acrasida, Naegleriidae. The coding region runs from base 52 to 3921 and encodes 1289 amino acids. The record is from RefSeq and is a predicted model, not a curated record. Gene Ontology annotation, molecular function: protein binding.
CACCAACAUGAAGAAACAACACAACAAUACUCAAGGAAUGAUACAACUACAAUGAGGGAGACACACAAAGUCUAUCAACCUUCUCUCGAGUUGAGUGUAGCACUAAAACAAAAUACUUCAUCAUCUAAUGAUGAAGCUCGAGUUUCUAAUAAUUCAACAUUCAUUCGAAAUGAACCUGUCGUGAUGACCAUGGAAAAUAUUACCAUCUCGUCGCCUAUUUAUCCAUCAAAUAGUGGCAAAUCUCUAACAACAAAAUCAUCAGAAGAAACAUCAAGGAGUGGAACAAGCAGUAAUAGCAGUAGUAAUAGUAGUUUGGGUAAUUCUCAAGUUAAUUUAUACCAAUUUACAUCAUCGGAAAAUGGAAUGAUGGAUAUUUCAGGACAGCUCUUGUAUUCAGGAGCUCCCUCGCCAAGAAUUACAGAUAAUGAUCCAGUAUUUGCCAAUGUAAAUAUACCACUGGAGGAUGAUGAAAGAUUGAGUGCUUCAUCAAUUGGAAAAAGGGAUUUGAAUGAAUUAUUGUCCAAAUCAGCUCCUAAUUUAACCAGUGCUUUAUCUGCUGUAAAUAUUGCAUUCGUGAUGAGUGAAAACAACUUGGGUGAUUAUACAUUUGGAACAAAUGAAGAAUCAAUAUUUGGCAACUCAACUAUGCUCCUUUCAAUGGGACAAAAAGUUUCAUCACCAGCCAUUUCUAAGCAAACUCCAAAAAAGCAAGAAGAAAAUAUUGAUUUUUUACCACUUCAUGGAACAACACAAUCACCAAAUUUAAACUCAAAAAGGAGAAUGUCUCAUCAACAUGAAUGCACUCCAACAAAAUUACAACAGGAACAAACCACUCUUGUUGUAACUCCUGUCUAUCCAUCUCCAUCGUCUGACGACAAGGUUAUUGAUGAAUUUUUGGAAGGAAAUAAUCGAGGAAGAAAAUCAAGAAGCAAGUCAACCAUCAGUGCUGCUACUCCUAUGAAAAAUGAAGUUAUGAAUCAAAUGAGUCCAAUUACUCCAACCAAGCUUGCUAUUUUGAGAAAUGCCACAAACAGUUCUCUUAAGCAUACAUUACCUCCUCAUUUGCAAACAAAAUUUAGCAAUACUCCUUCUGCAUCACCAGGUGCUAUGAGCGUAGAAACCACUGGAAGUGUAGAUUCACCAGCCGCUCUUUCUACUAGUUUCCAUCUCGAUCCUCAAACAAAGGACUCAAUCACUCAAAGCUUAAAGAGAAAAUACUCCAAGGCUGGAUCUCGAAGCAAGUUCUCAAAAUCUGUUAUAGAUGAUCACAGACUUUCUAUGAGUUUGGAAACAAUUGGAAUAGUACUGGAACAUAGGAGCAGUACUAAUAAUUUACUUGCAAAAACCUCUAUGAAGGGUUCUGAUUUAUUGCAAGCUGUUUUACAGUUACAACAAGAGAGAAAAGACACCCCAAUGCCUGAAAAAACCAUUGAGCAAAAGGAGUCAGAGGAACUGGAACGAAAGAAGAAUGUACUCAGAAAAGAGAUGGCGGGAUUUGACAAGAUGCAGCUCAAUCAAAGGUUAUAUGCUGCCUGUAAAGAAAAUGAUGCUAUUACAUCUACACUCAUUUUGGAUGAAUUUAAUGUAGAUAUUAAUUGGAAAAAUACUCAAGAUAUGGAGAAAGGCUUCCUCCAUCUUUGCGCAAGGGAGAACAAUACUGAGCUAAUGGAAUUAUUGCUCGAUCGUAAUGCUGAUCCCAAUAUGAAAGACAAAGUGUCAAGAACACCACUUCAUGUUGCUUGUUCAUCAGGAUCCCACUUUUGUAUGGUUUUACUGUUAGGUCAUGAUGCUAGUCCAAAUGUGAGAGAUGAAUAUGGAUUCUCACCACUUGGAUUAGCUUUGAAACAACAUCAUUUUGACAUGGCUAAGGAUUUACUAUUGUUUGGAGCAGAUGUAAAUCUCAAGCUCUAUGAUGGUAGCACAAUUUUACACGACUUUUUCGGAAAUGGAGAUAUGGAAGUUGUUAAAUUUCUCAUUAACGAUCUUCCAGAUUCACAUACUCUGUUGACCAUGGUAAGAAAUGAUCAUGGUUGGUCAGCAUUAUUUUGUGCAAUUCAGAACUCACAAAUUGAUGUCAUUAGGUAUCUCUUAACUUCCAAAUAUCAAACCCAAAUCUUUAAUUCACUUUCCAACUCUUCCAAUAGUGGAGAGAACGUAUUCCACAUAGUAGCCAAGUCAGGCGAUGUUGACAUGUUGUCAGAGUUAAUUAACAUUUUCAAUGAACGAGAAUCGCAAGAGCAUAAAAUGUUAUUGCAGCAAACAAUGAGCAAUGUACCAAACUAUAAGAAGAAUAUGGUGAGUCAACGAGUCCAAACCUUACUGAACUAUCAGGACAAUAUGAGAAAAAUGACACCUCUCCACAUUGCUGCCAAGACAAAGAAAGCAGUCAUGGUAAGAGAAUUACUGAGACUUACAACUUUGAGUCAUUCUGGUGAACUAAUUGACAAGAAGAAGAAACUUUACAGAGCCAUAGAUGUUAAUAUUGCAGACAAGAAAGGAAAUACACCUCUCCACUAUUGUUUCAUUGAUGUCAAAGAUAGAGACCUCACAAACUCUGAGAAGGCAAUGAUAACCUUCAUAACAAGUAGCAAAGCAUGUAAAACUGAUAUCAAAAAUGAGAAAGGACUUACAAAAUUCUCUACCCUUUUGCGCUCCGCCUCAUCAGCACCAGCCGGCGCUAGACCAUAUUCGACCUACAGGGUUAAAAUUAAAAAGUCAACAAAGGCAACCAACGGAACUAAACAACAUCAUCAACAAUCUUUCGUAAAAACCGAAAAGAUUGAAGAAAGUACUCAACAAUUUUUUGACCAUCCAGACUUCCAAAAGGAAAAUAGAUACUUGCUCGCUAGAAUUGAUGUUUUGAAUAUGGGCAAGGCUCCAUCAAACAUGCCUGUAGUUAAGGAAGUAUCGGGAAAGGAAUGGCAAGAAAAGAAGAAACAACAGACUGCUACUGCUUUUGAACAAUUGGAUCUUCAUGUUGAUCUUUUCCCAAAGCAAGUUGAAGAAUCUACCUUCAAACAAGACUUGCUUUCUAAUCUUUCUACUCCACUCAAUGUUACCUUUGCUAAAGAAAACGAAACCAAGACUUUCUCAAAUACUUCAUUGCUUGGUAAUUUCAUUGAAUCAAAGACAACUGAACAAGUACCAAAAGUUUCAUUUGAAGGAGAAAAGGGAGCUUUUUAUACAUUGGUAAUGUUGACACCUGAUUAUCCAUUCAGACUCAUUCCUGAUAAGGGUAGUUUCAUUCACUGGAUGGUUGCCAAUAUUCCUGGUGAAAGUGCUGAUGCUACAAAGGGUGAAACUGUUUGUUCAUACAUUCCACCAUUGCCAACUGAAUGUGCUGGUACAUUCCGUUAUAUUUUCUUAUUGUACAAACAAAAUGGAAAGAUUGAAAAUGUUGAAAAAGUUAGAGAAACUUUGUUGACUACUGAAUCAUACAAACAACCACAACAAUAUGAAGUUUUGAAGCAAGAUCAAGAACUUAACAAGAAAAUGAAGGAAAAGAUGAGAAGAAAUGCUUACCAAUACGAAUAUGAAUAUAUUGACCAAAUUAUAGAUAAGAAAUUCAAAGCCCAUAGUAACUUGGUCUCGAUAGAUGGAGAAACUGGUUAUGAAAUUAAGGGAAGUGAUUACAGACCAAUUCAAACACCAGAACAAACAGCAAAGACUUUUGAAAUUAAUCAAAGAAGAUAUUUCGAUUUGAGCAAGUUGAUCAGUGAAAGCAAGAAGCCAUCAGGUAUGAGUUUCUUCAGAACUGAAUAUGAUAUGAGUGUUUCUGAACUCUAUCAAAAGAAUCAAUGGAAGGAACCUUUCUAUGUUCCACCAGAUGUUGUCCAUAAGGAAAUUGUCAAGAAGCAUAAGGUCUAUCAAGGCAUUUCUUUCAAGAAACAAAAGUACAUUAACUCUCUCAAUUGGAUUUAA